AUGAAAAGUAUAUUUCUUCUAUUCCUUUUUCUGGCACUAGCCGUUGUUUUGGAAGCUCGAUACAACCCGAGAAAAGGUUUGGCAGCUGGGAGACAGAGGAAACAUAAAUAUCAAGAUGAAGGAGAAGCAUUCGUUGUCCUGGUAGCUGGAUCAAAUGGAUGGUACAAUUAUAGACAUCAGGCAGAUGUUGCUCACGCAUAUCACACUUUGAGAAAUCAUGGGAUUCCAGAGGAAAAUAUUAUUACUAUGAUGUAUGAUGAUGUGGCAAAUAAUCAACUCAACCCGUACAAAGGAAAAUUGUUCAACCGACCACAUGGAAAAGAUCUCUACAAAGGACUCAAGAUUGACUACAAAGGAUCUUCAGUUACUCCAGACAACUUUUUGAAUGUUCUCAGAGGAAAUGCAAGUGGAAUCGAUGGUGGAAAUGGACGAGUUCUUGAAACAAAUGAGAAUGAUCGUGUCUUUGUCUACUUCACAGACCAUGGUGCCGUAGGAAUGAUCUCUUUCCCAGACGGUAUUCUGACUGUGAAACAAUUGAAUGACGUAUUAGUCUGGAUGCAUAAAAACAAGAAGUACUCCCAAUUAGCAUUCUAUUUGGAAGCAUGUGAAUCUGGAAGCAUGUUUGACAGCGUUCUCAGAUCUGAUAUGAACAUCUACGCAAUUUCUGCUGCCAACGGACACGAAAGUUCUUGGGGAACAUUCUGCGAGAACGACAUGAAUCUUCCAUGUCUCGGAGAUCUUUUCAGUGUUAACUGGAUGACUGAUAGCGAUGGAGAAGAUUUGAAAACGGAAACUCUCGAGUUCCAAUACGAGUUGGUGAAGAAGGAGACCAACCUCUCUCAUGUGAUGCAGUUUGGUGAUAAGGAUAUUGCGAAAGAGGCAGUUGCGUUGUUCCAAGGAGAUAAAGAAGACAGAGAAUACAUUGAAGAUUUUGGUCUAUCUGCAUCGAAAUCUGUCAACUGGCCAGCUAGAGACAUCGAACUCAAUCACUUGAUCUCACAGCACAAAAAAUCAAAUGAUCUGACAUUGUCAAGCAAAUUGGAGUACAAGAUCAAUAGAUUAAAAGAGACAAGAAGAGCAAUCAAGAAGAAUGUGCACAUGAUUGUUGAAAAACUAUUUGAGGGAGAAUCAGAAGAUUUGAUCAGCCGAGUCCUUACCCAAUCUCGUCCAGUAUUCGAUCUCCGUUGCCAUCACAUUGCUGUCAAUAUUUUCAACAAGUAUUGUAUCAACUUCAACGACUACGAAUACGCAAUGAAGUAUGCUAAAGUGAUCAACAACAUGUGUUUGUAUCGCAGAAUCGAGGAAAUCAUCUUGGCUCUUCCUGAUAUUUGCAUGGAGAUUGAUAUCGAAGAAGAGGUCGCCACACGGAUGGAGAAAGAGUUUUUGUAA
Molecule: messenger RNA, 1389 nt
Organism: Caenorhabditis remanei
Lineage: Eukaryota; Metazoa; Nematoda; Chromadorea; Rhabditida; Rhabditidae
Exons: 6
Coding region: 1-1389 (462 amino acids)
Biological process (GO): vacuolar protein processing
Molecular function (GO): cysteine-type endopeptidase activity
Source: RefSeq, a predicted model, not a curated record